This is a messenger RNA of Mytilinidion resinicola, 912 nucleotides long. RefSeq lists its product as uncharacterized. The record is from RefSeq and is a predicted model, not a curated record. The annotation marks the transcript as partial. Lineage: Eukaryota; Fungi; Ascomycota; Dothideomycetes; Mytilinidiales; Mytilinidiaceae. The transcript has a single exon.
CUGUGCGAAGCAGCAGCACAUGAAGAGCGCGGGAAAGAGUUGAUGGCGCUUUUCCUUAAGCGGCGAGGAGACGAGGUCAAGAUUACAGACAAUGUCGUCAAAGCAGCAGCAAGGAACAGGAGCUGUGGGAGUGAAAUAAUGGCGCUUGUCCUUGAGCAGAGAGAAGACAAGUUUAAGAUGGCAGCUGGCUCAGUAGCUGAAAUCGCAAGGUCCUGUGACCAAGGAGCAGUGAAGUUGCUCCUUGAGCGGCGAGGAGACAAAGUCAAGAUGACAGAAGAGGUUGUUCAAGCUGCAGCAGGCAAUGAAAGAAGUGGGAGAGAAAUAAUAGAGCUGCUCCUUGAAAAACGAGGAGACGAGAUUAAGAUUACAGAGGAGGUGGCCCGAGCAGCAACACGGAAUUGGGACAGUGGGAGAGACGUAAUGGCAUUUCUCUUUGAGCAGCAGGGAGAUGAAGUCAAGAUCACGGAAGAGGUACUAAAAGCAGCAGCACGGAGCGAAGCAGUGAUGGUGUUUCUCCUUGAGCAGCGGGGAACCGAAGUCAAGAUUACGGAAGAGGUAGUAAAAGUAGCAGUACGGAGCCAACAAUUAGUGGCGCUUUUCUUUAAGAAGCGGGGAAAUGAAGUCAAGAUUACGGAAGAGGUAGUGAAAGUAGCAGCGAGGAACGAACAAGCAAUGGCGCUUCUACUCAAGCAGCGGGGACACGAAGUCAAGAUUACGAAAGGGGUAAUCGAAGCGGCAGCAGAGAAUCCGUGGCUCGCAAACGAGAUUAUAACGCUUCUCUUUGAACAGUCUCCGGAUAUUGUGCGGGAAAUACUUCGUGCGAACGCAAGUAGCUUCGAGGAAUCUAGUCCAACCUCCUUCCAUGUGGAGCUCAAUGGGCAUUCAGUACAUGUACCUAGACAGCGAGGCUAG